AUGUUGUUCGAGAUAGCACCCAUCCCCAACCUGCUUGUACUAGCAGUCCCCUUCGCCGUCAUCGUCUUCUUGAUCCAAUUCAUCCGGAAAGCAGCAUUCCGCAGAAAAGGACCGAAAGUCCCGCCUGGUCCGCCUGGCAGUGAUCAUGCGAAGUACCUGCAAACUGAUCGCUGGAAUGUGUUCAAGGCGUGGAAUGAGAAAUAUGUACUCGGGACUAUGGAGGGAGCUAUAGACCUCCUCGAAAAAGCUGGCGAGACCUUCUCCAGUCGUCCUGACUUCGUCAUGGGCGAAUUCCUCUUCUCUCGACUCCGAGGAUUUUCCAUGGAAUAUGGCCAGAAUUGGCGGAAUUGGCGCACGAUUCACAACUCGCAUUUCAGCGCCAAGGCAUCACCAGCGGCGAAGCCGAUGCAGGAGAACGAGUCGGCAUUACUGAUCAAGGACCUCUUCGAGAACAAGGCGGAAGACGGGAUUUUGGACCGCAAACACAAGAUUCUGAGAAGGCACAUGGCGUCCACGAUGUUCCAGAUGGCGUAUGGACGGAGGGUUACUUCUCUGGAGGAUCCGCUAGUUACGGAGCAUGAUGAGGUUGAAGAGUAUAUUGAAAGAACCACCAGUGGCCUCAACUACUAUGGCUCCCAACUCUACAUGACCGUAUUGAACGACGUCAAGAAGCGAAUGCAAGAGGGCACGCAAGUACCAUGCACAACCCAAUGGGCUCUCGAACGACAAAGGGAAUUAGGGUUUGAUGACCUGGAACUGUCUUAUGCGCUAUCUUCUCCGUGGGCUGCAGGCAUUGGAACCGUGACUACUGCAAUCGAGAUUGCUAUGCUCGCCAUCUUGCACUACCCAGAAGCCUACACGAAAGUCAAUGAGGAAAUGGAGAGAAUGGUAGGAUGCGACCGUAUGCCUACUUUUGCAGACCAGAAAAACCUGCCUUAUUUAGAGGCUUUCAUCAAAUGCAUUUCAAUGCAGAUGGCGCCUCGUGACACCAACAGUCAUUGCGCACUCUUCGAUCCAGGAUUAUACGUACAAAGGCAUGUUCAUCCCGAAGGGCACGGCGAUAUAUCCUAAUGGCACCAUGAUGAUGAGAGAUCCAGCGGUAUUCCCCGAUGGUAAUGCUUUCAAGCCGGAGAGAUUCCUGAAUGUCGCAGAUCCAAGACUGCAGACGUACAAGUUCGGCGUGUUUGGGUUUGGGAGAAGAAUUUGCCCGGGGAUGUAUGUUGCGCUGCAGUCACUUUACAUUGCUUUGGCACGCAUGCUCUGGGCAUUCGAAGUCCUUCCCGUCAUCGAAAAUGGCAAACCCUAUAUCCCCAACGCCGACGACUUCAGCUACGGUCUUGUUAGCUACCCUGCGGCGCUGAAAUACAGACUUGUUGCGCGGAGCGAGAAGCACAGGGAGAUUUCUAUGAGGGAAGCAGAGCUGGCGGAAGAGAGGAUGUCAGAGUUGCCGGGCUCGAAUUGAGAGAAGGGAAGGAGAUAGAGGAGGGAAUAAAUCGAGUAACUCCAUCCAGCAUCUGAUUAAA
Messenger RNA from Parastagonospora nodorum SN15, 1523 nucleotides. RefSeq lists its product as hypothetical. The transcript has 12 exons. The record is from RefSeq and is a predicted model, not a curated record. NCBI's taxonomy places the organism in Eukaryota, Fungi, Ascomycota, Dothideomycetes, Pleosporales, Phaeosphaeriaceae. The coding region runs from base 1 to 1071 and encodes 356 amino acids. Gene Ontology annotation, molecular function: iron ion binding; heme binding; oxidoreductase activity, acting on paired donors, with incorporation or reduction of molecular oxygen.